This is a messenger RNA of Colletotrichum graminicola M1.001, 642 nucleotides long. RefSeq lists its product as uncharacterized. The coding region runs from base 1 to 642 and encodes 213 amino acids. NCBI's taxonomy places the organism in Eukaryota, Fungi, Ascomycota, Sordariomycetes, Glomerellales, Glomerellaceae. The transcript has 2 exons. The record is from RefSeq and is a predicted model, not a curated record.
AUGAAAGUCCGCAUGCUGCUGCCAUCACACUUCAAGCCACUAUGGACCGGUAUCAGAGUACACGACCUGAGCAUCCCGAUCACAGUCAAGAAGACUCCUGACCUCUACAAGCUGGCCAACAGCGGCGGCGUCUUUUCAAACUGUGACGGGAAGCGGUCCGCUAUUCACCAGGCGGGCGACGAAAGCCUGAGCGUGUGCGCAUCAACGAUUAGCAGCGGCGAGGAUUGUGUCUCCCCCGACGUCUGCGGAUACGAUUUGGGAGACCUGGAGACCGUCAAGAAGGGAUUGCUCACUGUGCAAUGGCUGGAGUCCGGAACUGACAGAAGUCAUCAUCACAGUGGAAGUUUCAAGAUCAACGGGGGCGCGACGCACUUGAUGACGAUCCUUGCCGGCGAAGGUGUCAAUGUCGCGCUCAAGGACGCGAUCGGGCUGGUGGAUGCCAUCAUCACUGCAGCGCACAUGAAAAGAUCGAGACUUCGGGAAGGACAUGUUCGGGUGUGCGGGCUAACGGAGGAGCUUAUGCACGACUUCGUAUCCAUGUCGGGGCGCACCGGGAACAACCAUCUCGGGCUCGAUCACGAGGUCGGUCAAGUUCGAACCCCUUGGUUGUUGCAUCCACUGGCAGCUGGCAUGGCGCACUAG